UAUAGUGAAUGCAGGGUCCAGGGAGACCAGAUAUAGUGAAUGCAGGGUCCGGGGAGAGCGGAUAUAGUGAAUGCGGGGUCCGGGGAGACCAGAUAUAGUGAAUGCAGGGUCUGGGGAGACCAGAUAUAGUGAAUGCAGGGGUCCGGGGAGAGCAGAUAUAUUGAAUGCAGGGUCCGUGGAGACCAGAUAUAGUGAAUGCAGGGUCUGGGGAGAGCGGAUAUAGUGAAUGCGGGGUCCGGGGAGAGCGGACAUAGUGAAUGCAGGGUCCGGGGAGAGCGGAUAUAGUGAAUGCAGUGUCCGG
Molecule: messenger RNA, 301 nt
Organism: Staurois parvus
Lineage: Eukaryota; Metazoa; Chordata; Amphibia; Anura; Ranidae
Source: the annotation of a GenBank genome assembly